AUGGUUGAAGAGAACUUUACAACAGCCGGAGUGACAAAGGAUGCGACCAAAUUUGGGUACAUUACCGGAGUGUUAGAACCGCGGUAUGCGUUAGAAGUGCGCGAUAUAAUAGUGAACAAACCCACGACCAACGCGUACGGUGUGUUAAAAUCUGAACUUAUAAAACGCCUCAGCACGUCCCGAGAGCAAAAAACGCGGCGCCUGCUAGAAUUGGAAGAAAUGGGCGGCAGGAAGCCUUCCCAAUUUCUGCGCCACUUGCAAACUCUCGCUGGUCCGACCGUUCCCGACACCAUGCUGCGGACAUUGUGGUUUGCCCGUCUUCCGCCCAAUAUGCAAGCUAUCCUAGCAGCACAUCGAGACUUAUCUCUUGCCAAAAUAGCCGAAGCGGAAGCAACCCCUUCAGCUGGUGAUGUCCUAGCCGCUCAACUGCAACAAUUAACGGUCACACUCCAACAGCAAAUUUCAUCCCUGCGCCAAGAAGUGUCGGAAUUAAAAAAUGCUAGAAAUAAAAAACUCAUCGAUGGAACAACCCUUCUCACCGUUCAGGGACAAGCAGUGAAGGAGAAGGUGCAAUCAGUCAAAUUCAUCACAGGAUCCAGUCAGUUCCACGAAAUCUUAACUAAAUUCCCUGAAAUCACUCGACCCAAUGGCACCAUCAAUUAG
Messenger RNA from Agrilus planipennis (emerald ash borer), 663 nucleotides. RefSeq lists its product as uncharacterized. Lineage: Eukaryota; Metazoa; Arthropoda; Insecta; Coleoptera; Buprestidae. Bases 1 to 663 code for a protein of 220 amino acids. The transcript is spliced from 2 exons. The record is from RefSeq and is a predicted model, not a curated record.